AUGGGCAGCGACACGGAGGCCGAGAAAAAGAGGGCGCCGGUGGCCCUGGCGCCCAUCGCGAAGCCGCUCGCCGGCAAGAAGCUCUGCAAGCGAACCCUCAAGCUCGUCCGCCGAGCCUCUGAGGCCAAAUGCUUGAAGCGAGGAGUCAAGGAGGUCGUCAAGAGUAUUCGGCGGGGAAACAAGGGACUCUGUGUGAUUGCUGGCAACAUUUCUCCAAUCGAUGUAAUAACUCAUCUUCCGAUAGUCUGUGAAGAAGCCAAUAUUCCUUAUGUAUAUGUUCCUUCAAAAGAGGAUCUUGCAACUGCUGGCACCACCAAAAGGCCUACCUGUUGCGUGCUGGUGCUGACGAAGCCAGCCAAGGGGGAGCUCGAGGGCGAGGUCAUGGAGAAACUCAAGAUGGACUACGACCAGGUCAUGUCUGAAGUUGCUGAGGUCACGUCGGCGAUGUUCUAA
This is a messenger RNA of Miscanthus lutarioriparius, 453 nucleotides long. NCBI's taxonomy places the organism in Eukaryota, Viridiplantae, Streptophyta, Magnoliopsida, Poales, Poaceae. The record is from the annotation of a GenBank genome assembly.